CCCGCACGUGCCGGUGAUGAUCGUCGGUGCUGGUCCCGUCGGUCUCGUCCUCUCCUUGCUCCUCACAAAAUUAGGGGUUAAGUGUGCAGUUCUAGAGAAAAGCACAGUUUUUUCUCAACACCCGCAAGCUCACUUCAUUAACAAUCGUUCUAUGGAGAUUUUUCACAAAUUGGAUGGUAUAGCUUCGGAUAUCCAGAAGCUUCAACCUGCAAUUGAUUUGUGGAGAAAAUUCAUAUACUGUACUUCUCUUUCUGGUUCAGUUCUUGGGUCAGUGGACCACAUGCAACCUCAAGAUUUUGAAAAGAUAAUCAGUCCGGUAUGUGUUGCCCACUUCUCACAGUACAAAUUGGUUAGCUUGCUACUUAAGAAGCUGAAAGUUCUCGGAUUUCAUGUUGGUACCCCUGAUGGAUUUGAGGGCUCAAAUCCUGGUUGUACACUAGAAAAGAGGAUUUUGAUGGGCCUGGAAUGCAUUUCUAUCGACUCAACUAAUGAAGGUGUCACAGUAGGAGCGAGUUUUCGGAAUGAAGGGAGAGUGGAAGAGAAGAACUUUCACUGCAGCUUUCUUGUUGGCUGUGAUGGUGCAGGAAGUAUCGUUCGAAAGCUGGUAGGCAUAGAAAUGAAAGGUGAAAGUGACUUGCAAAAACUUGUUAGUGUCCAUUUCUUGAGUAGAGAUCUUGGACAAUAUCUAUUGCAUCAGAGACCUGGGAUGCUCUUUUUUAUUUUUAACCCUGAGGCUAUCGGGGUUCUGGUUGCGCAUGAUCUCAGCCAAGGGGAAUUUAUUCUUCAGAUUCCCUACUAUCCUCCUCAGCAAAGCUUCAAGGAUUUUAGUUCCAAGGUAUGUGAAGACAUUAUUUUCAAGCUGGUUGGAUGGAAGCUUGAAGACGUCAAAGUUGUAGAUAUUAAACCAUGGGUGAUGCAUGCACAAGUUGCUGAGAAAUUUGUUUCUUGUGACAAUAGAGUUAUACUUGCAGGUGAUGCUGCUCAUCGUUUCCCGCCAGCUGGUGGUUUUGGUGAGUUGCCAAUAAUAUUUUUUGCUUAAAAUUGUUCUCCAGAUCACAAACAAAAGGUCUUAUGAUUGACGAGUCAACUUGUAAUUGUGAUCUAAUCUCAAGAUAUUGCCAAUUUAACCUUUCUAGCCCAUACAGCUGUGAAGAUCCUAAUUCCUAAGUGCAUGAAUUGCUUGGGCAUAAUUUGACAGUAAGGUUAUUAUGUGUUCGUGGUACUUUCAGAAACUUAGAACAGUUGAUGCGCAAGUGUGCUUUACGUCUGCUAACUUUCGAUUGCUAGCGCCAGUUAGCUUCUAAUAUAUUUUAAUAACUUAUGUAUCGUUAUAGACAUGUAAUUGUCUACUAAUGUGUUAAAGCUAAGUUCAAUUAUUUUGGAAAUUCAUUUACAACAAACUAUCUUGACGGCCUCUCUCCAAAUGCAUGUCAAGGAUUAGUCUAAUCCUUUAUCUCAUACAAAAUCUUCCAUGUUCACUACGAGUUGCUCAGCAUCUUAUAUGCAAGCAAAGAAUCGCUAAGAAAUCUAUAGAAGCUGUAUUCAGUUGCAUGGUUACCAAAAAAAGAAGGGAAAAUGCUUCCAGCCCCAAAAGCCAAGAAAACGUGCUUCCCACCCCCAAGACU
Messenger RNA from Asparagus officinalis (garden asparagus), 1625 nucleotides. RefSeq names its product 2,4-dichlorophenol 6-monooxygenase-like. NCBI's taxonomy places the organism in Eukaryota, Viridiplantae, Streptophyta, Magnoliopsida, Asparagales, Asparagaceae. The record is from RefSeq and is a predicted model, not a curated record. Gene Ontology annotation, molecular function: FAD binding. Bases 17 to 1039 code for a protein of 340 amino acids. The transcript has 6 exons.